This is a messenger RNA of Cuscuta campestris, 1751 nucleotides long. NCBI's taxonomy places the organism in Eukaryota, Viridiplantae, Streptophyta, Magnoliopsida, Solanales, Convolvulaceae. The record is from the annotation of a GenBank genome assembly.
AAGCGAUCGUGGGUUCUUCUUCUAGAAAUCUCUAUGCAGGAAUUGGAGAAGGUCAGUCUACGUCUAGGCCACCACUCUUUGAUGGCACCAACUAUUCCUAUUGGAAGGAACGGAUGAGAAUCUAUAUCCAUUCCACCAACUUCCAAUUAUGGUUGGUCAUCAAAAAUGGAGAGCAAAUCCCAAUGGAGAAAGUAGGAGAAACCACAGUCCCAAAAACCGAGGACAAAUUUGAUGCCGAGGACAUCAAAAAGGUGGAGAACUACGCCAAGGCAAUCAACAUGCUAUAUUGUGCCGUCAAUCCUGAUGAUUAUCGCAAGAUCUCUUGCUGCACCACUGCAAAAGAAAUGUGGGACAAGCUGGAGGUCACAUAUGAAGGUACGAACCAAGUUCGGGAAGCCAAAAUUGACUUCCUAACGCAGGAGUACGAGAUGUUCAGAAUGAAGGAAGCCGAAAAGAUCGAUGACAUGUUUGAUCGGUUCUCAAAUAUCAUCAACGACCUUUAUGCACUCAAGAAGACCUACGCCAACAAGGAUCUUGUGAGAAAAAUCCUGCGAAGUCUCACACCCGAAUGGAGAUCAAAGGCAGAUGCAAUCUAUGAAUCCAUCGGAGUCUCAAAUGUCACCAUCGACGGGUUAAGAGGUAAUCUCAAAACUUAUGAAUCUACUAUCCUAACCCCAUCUUUGGAUGAACAAAAGAAGAAGGGAAUAGCGCUGAAAGCAACCAAGGAGACCAUAAAAGAAGCUUCAAGCGAUGACGACAACGAGUUCGGACUCGUCAUCAAGAAAUUUCACAAAUUCAUGAAGAAGGAAUUUGAACGGAAAGGAAGAAAGCACGACGGUCCCCCAAAGUGCUAUGGCUGUGGCGAGAGAGGCCACAUCAAGCCAAGAUGUCCAAAAGGCAAAAGCAGCAAGGACAAACCUGGCUUCAAAAAGCAACGAGCCUAUAUCUCAUGGGGUGGCGACUCCGGCGACGAGUCAACUGAUCAAGAAGAGGAGGAAGCCGCCAACCUCUGCCUCAUGGCGUAUGAAGAUCAAACCGACGUCAUUCAAGAGGUAUGUACCAUUUCUUCCGACUCUUAUACUUUUGAUGAAAUGCAAGAAGCACUUCAUGAGCUUUAUGACGAAUUUGUUAGUGCUUCUAAAACCAAUAAAUCACUAAAGAAACGUCUUUCAACCCUUGAAAAUGGUUUUGAAAAGCUGGAAAAAGAUAAUGAAAGCGGAUGCUCAAAGCACAUGACCGGGGAUGCAUCCAAGUUUCUGCAAAUCAAACCCGCUAAAGGAGGAAACGUAGUUUUUGGAGAUAAUAGCAAGGGAAAGAUCAUCAGCGUCGGUUCAGUAGGUAAAUCUGAAAACUCCUCUAUAGAUAAUGUCUUGCUUGUUAAAGGUUCAGAACUGGCUGAUAAUCGAUUGUCUACUGCUGAUAAUCGAUUAUCAUGCUAUGCAGCUUCUGCCCCCAAAGUCUCGUAGACUGUGAUAGUCGAUUGUCACCCUAUGACAAUCGAUUGUCAAGUUGGUUUGUUCAGAAAGUCCUACGUUCAGAGAGCCCUGAUAAUCGAUUAUUGCCUAUGUGAUAAUCGAUUAUCAGGUGAACCAGCUCUGACUCAAGAAUCCGCAGGGCCUGAUAAUCGAUUACCACUUAUGUGAUAAUCGAUUGUCACACUAUGCUGGAUCAACUGAAGAGUUCAGCGUGACCUGAUAGUCGAUUAUUCCGUUUUGUAAAUCGAUUACCAAGGCACGCUGAUUCCCAUUUUG